UGUUAGUUUAAGUUGUGACAGAGAUUAAAAGUUAAACAAACAUGAGUUUUAAUAAAUUUUGUUUGUAACAAUUUUGGAAACAAUUUUCAAACACAUCAAAAGCAAGUUUAAAACGUAUAUCUUUUAUUUAAUUUUUGAACGUUGAUAUUUUGUUUCCUUUAUCUUUAUUACUGAAAUGAAUUUGAUCAAACUAUUUGUAUUUGUUUUGGUAUUAAUUGGUAGUCUAAUGAUCAAUUCAGUAGAUUCAGAGUGCUGCAAACAUGCUUGUUGCGGAAAUUUCCGCUGCUGUGGAAGCGGCAGAUGCAACAUAUUUUGUUGCAACUGCAAUAACGACAGCCGUGGUUGUCUUUCUUGUACAAAAACUCUAUUUCAAACAAUGUUCGGAGUUUUUUCAUGCGUUGGAUGUGCUAAAGGUAAAAUUACGUCUUGCAUAAAAUGUGUACGUGCUGGAAAAAAGAGACGUGACGUAUCAUAUCUAAGAGAGAGAACUGCACAAUCGAUAAUGGAGGAGGCUGACGAAAAUCAAGAUGGUUUUAUGGAUGUUUUAGAAGCAGCUGAAUUUCUGGCAGCUGAUAACAAACUCCACAUUAAUGAAGUUGAAAUGGCAAAAAAGAGUGCUGACUACAUACCAAAUUGGUUCCUUCAUAUGGAUGCAAACAAAGAUGGACUUAUUGCGCUUCAUGAAUUGGAUAGUUUAGAGUAGUUUAUAUCUAAAUGCUAAGAGUUUUUAAAAACCGUACUUUUACUAGUUUUUUUAAUAUAAAUUUUGAGACAAA
This is a messenger RNA of Hydra vulgaris (swiftwater hydra), 776 nucleotides long. RefSeq lists its product as uncharacterized. Gene Ontology annotation, molecular function: calcium ion binding. The record is from RefSeq and is a predicted model, not a curated record. NCBI's taxonomy places the organism in Eukaryota, Metazoa, Cnidaria, Hydrozoa, Anthoathecata, Hydridae.